AUGUGAUUUUCAUCGUAUUGAAUGUUCUAUUCAAGAAAUAGAAUGAACUGGAAAGAGGAAAAGCAUUCUGAUGUUCGAUUCCAUUUUUGAACAAUUCUACAAAUAUUGUUGAAGAAGAUGAAUAGUUCUCUCCUAAGUUUCUUAUUAACUACCUUCAAAUUGUGUUCCAUCAAUUAUAAGAUGAAAGAUCAAAUAAGUGCUCAGAAAAACAAAUACACGACAUGCAAGAAACUAUUCUAAAACAAUCAAGACAAAUAUUCAUUCAGCUCAUCAGUGCUUUAUCAAUAUGUAGUUGGUCAAUAACAACUAAUUUAUUGCCGAAUAAUCUUUUGAAGCGAGGAACGAGUGAUGUUGAAGUGGGAGAGGAAGAGGGUCGUUGUAAGAUUAUUACACCAGUUACAUAAGAGUGGAGUCGCCGGUCUCGUAAUUCUACAUAAUACGAUUGGUUGAGAAUGACGUCUAUCAGUGACAGGGUGGGGGGCAGUUUGGUGAACGGAGGGGCCCCUUGAGCGGCGGUCGGCUGUCGCUGAAACUGAAACGCGGCGCGUUUUCUGCGUCGGAAGGAAAACUGUGUGGAGCGUUUGAAGGCUGUUCGGCUGCUCGCUACAAGCGCUCUGCUCUCUGUCCGCUGUGCGCUGUCAGUUUGAAGCCGGUAGCCGGCGUGCUAGCUCAUGAAGUACGCUCAAUAUUCUUUUGUCAAUCAGUGUUGUUGUGAUUCAUAUUGUUCCCGCGUGUGUGUGUAUGUGUGUGCGCGCGCGAUCUUAUCAAUCAUACCACUAGCACCGAUAACAACUAUUGAGAGUGCUCUCGUUUGGAUUUUGUGAAACGUUCGUAUCUAUGGUUUUACGAUUGUGUAUGAGGGUCUAAUGCCCAGAUACUAUAAUAACAUAAUUUCUCAAAGUUUAAUUGAACUUUAAAGCUUCAUAUUAUCAAUAGAUACCUUUUUACACUACGGAGAGAACUUCAUCAAAUUCACAAUUUUUUUCACAACUCAGUGACAAGAGAAACGUAAAAUUUUGAAAUUAUGAAGAAGUUCAAAGCUUAUUGAAAAUACAUGUUAGGGAACAUGACUUGUUGAAAUAUCAUCAAACUUCAACCUUGUCAAGGUUCAGUGGAGUUGUGCCAGAGUUUUUAGUUAUUCUGUGACUUUGUGUGUGAAAAUCCGAGCGGAAAUUGCAAUUGACAUGGGAAAUCGGUGUGAAAAUAGCAUGCGUGAAGUGUAUAGGUAGACGGAAUGGUGGCUAGAAGCGUUCCCUCAGCCGGACAGGAUGUGGCCAGCGGCCAUUACACGCGACUCCUUCAGGAACAGGACAUUCUUUCUCUCGAAGAAUUGCGUCCCAGAAGACACACGCCUCUCUACUAUGAACUACCUCAAAGUUCGUGUUCAACGCCGAUGUUCCUGGGAAGUGGACAGCAACAGUCAGCAUCAUCAGCGUCAUCAGUGCAGCAGCAGGCGAGUGGGGGGGCUGCCACUGCCGGGUCAGGAGGAGGAGGGGUCCUUCACUCCAUGGAGUUGGCGCCUCAGGUUGACAGCACCAGAGAUCAUCCUUCCAAAAAGCGCAAGGCACCUUCUUACCACCUCUCUGGAAAUAAGAAGCUGGUUGGUUCAUUAUUGCUCAGAUCAUGCUGUUCUCGUAGUUCAACACUAUAGUAGCCCUUAAAAGGUCAGUGAUUAAAUUUCGUAAAUUAUAUUCAAUUCGCGUAAAUUCGAUUCAAUUUACGAAACAAAAAGUCUCAAUUAUCAACAUGAUGAAUGACCUCGAUGACAGUAAUCAAUUUUAUUUUUAUAAUACUUCAGGUUCCAGUCGCGCUUAUCAACAUCCAUAAAAUUCUCACUUAGGAAUAAUCAUCAUAUCGCAAAAAAUGAUAGAUUAAUCGUUCAUCCAUGAAUACAGAAUACGUUGCUAUUUUAACGUAAUAUUCAGACGUGAAUUGAUAAGCUCCAACUUCCCUGACUAAUUUAUUAUAAUGGUAGUAACCAAUAUAAAUAAAUUGCUAUUAGCUUUUAAUGGAGUGGUUCUACUCAGUGUUGAUGUAGAAUUUGCAUAUAACACAAGCCCACUAUAAUCUAAUGGCGCAUAAUUCUUUCUUCAUGAAGCUCGCACAGCACUUAGAUCUCAAUUACACCGUGACCGAGAACAACGCUUAUUUUAGUGACAUUUCUUCUCAAAAAAUCAGAAAAUUACCGUUAGAAAAAGAUUAUGCUACAUAAUCACUGUGGUUAUGGGUGUAUACAUACGAUAAUCCUAUGCAAACGGGCAUGAUCAUACCCGUUCCAGUAACCAUAUGAACAGGACAAAUCUUAUCACUCAUUAUUUCCGAGCUCUAUUUCAUAGAGCAAUUAGCCUGCUGGUUAACACGUGUUAUAUCUAUAAAUAGCUAAUAGACAGUAUUUUACUCUACUAUAAACAGAUAGAAGUGUUUACUACUACAUUUCACUACUUACAAGACAAUGAUUCAUUAAAUAAUUUUAGUGGAGUUCCGUAUAGCACUUCUGGGUGUGAAUGAGACUCUUGAUGAAGAAAAUCAAGUACCUGUUUGAGUAGAUAGUCUCAAAACGAUCUCCAAUCAAGGAGCUAAAAUCAUAUUCAUAGAACUUAAGAUUGAUGAAUGAUAACUAUAAUACAAAUAUAACGUAUAAUGGGUCAAUAGUAACUACAUUAUAUUAUAAUAACAACAACUCUAUUGUAAUCUAUAAAGUACAAUAGGGAGGACAGGUCUUAUAUCUCGUAAGAUGAAAUUUGGUCUUGUAUUAUAAAUUUUAAAGAUUCUAUCCUACAAUAUAAGAUUGAUUAUAUUAUUAUAUCAUAGAUCUGUAUUGUAGAUAACCUGUAUAGAAAAUGAGACAAAUUGAUCAUUCAUAAGUAUUAUUACUUUAUGUGCAAUUAUUUACUUCCUGGAUAAC
Messenger RNA from Nilaparvata lugens (brown planthopper), 2905 nucleotides. RefSeq lists its product as uncharacterized. The record is from RefSeq and is a predicted model, not a curated record. Lineage: Eukaryota; Metazoa; Arthropoda; Insecta; Hemiptera; Delphacidae. The transcript has 4 exons. Bases 1235 to 1651 code for a protein of 138 amino acids.